Molecule: messenger RNA, 660 nt
Organism: Bacillus rossius redtenbacheri
Lineage: Eukaryota; Metazoa; Arthropoda; Insecta; Phasmatodea; Bacillidae
Exons: 1
Coding region: 1-660 (219 amino acids)
Source: RefSeq, a predicted model, not a curated record
AUGGCCUGGCCAAGGAGAUGGCCUGGCCUGGGGGAUGGCCUGGCCUGGGGGAUGAGUUGCCCUAGGAGAUGGCUUGGCCUGGGGGAUGGCCUGGCCAAGGAGAUGGCCUGGCCUGGGGGAUGGCCUGGCCAAGGAGAUGGCCUGGCCUGGGGGAUGGCCUGGCCAAGGAGAUGGCCUGGCCUGGGGGAUGGCCUGGCCAAGGAGAUGGCCUGGCCUGGGGGAUGGCCUGGCCAAGGAGAUGGCCUGGCCUGGGGGAUGGCCUGGCCAAGGAGAUGGCCUGGCCUGGGGGAUGGCCUGGCCUGGGGGAUGAGCUGCCCUAGGAGAUGGCUUGGCCUGGGGGAUGGCCUGGCCAAGGAGAUGGCCUGGCCUGGGGGAUGGCCUGGCCAAGGAGAUGGCCUGGCCUGGGGGAUGGCCUGGCCAAGGAGAUGGCCUGGCCUGGGGGAUGGCCUGGCCUGGGGGAUGGCCUGGCCAAGGAGAUGGCCUGGCCUGGGGGAUGGCCUGGCCAAGGAGAUGGCCUGGCCUGGGGGAUGGCUUGGCCUGGGGGAUGGCCUGGCCAAGGAGAUGGCCUGGCCUGGGGGAUGGCCUGGCCAAGGAGAUGGCCUGGCCUGGGGGAUGGCCUGGCCAAGGAGAUGGCCUGGCCUGGGGGAUGAGCUGCCCUAG